CUCUUCCAGCAGUAUAAAUAAGUGGGGUCAUAUCAUAACACUUUGCUGGUUAAGAAAAAAGGUUGCAAUGAAGCUGCUCGUUCUGCUGUUAGUUGUGGCGGUUUCCGCUCAGGCGAGUGUGUUGCCAACCACCACCGCCUACGGCUACCUAGCGAGAUCGGCGGCUGAAUCCGAAAAGCGUCGUGAGGCAGAAGAAAAAUUGCUUAGCCAAAGAAUCGUUAAUGGUUUGCCAGCUGGAAUAGGACAGGUCCCCUAUCAGGCUGGCCUUCUCAUCAGGAUUAUCGGCUUCAAUGGACAAGGCGUUUGCGGUGCUUCUUUAGUUAGUGGCAAUAGACUUAUAACUGCCGCCCACUGUUGGUUUGAUGGCUCCCACCAGGCCUGGAUGGUUACUGUCGUCCUCGGCUCUAACACUCUCUUCACUGGCGGUACCAGAAUUGAUACAAGCGCCGUAAUAACUCAUACAAAUUGGACGCCGUUGCUAGUACGCAAUGAUAUUGCCAUGAUAUAUUUGCCAAAUAAUGUAGUGCAAUCGAAUCUGAUCGCUCCCGUGGCUCUUCCCCGAGGCGAUGAGUUACACGAAACUUUCGUCGGCUCUUCUGCUAUUGCUUCUGGAUUUGGACUUACCAAUACCUCUGGAGGUAUCCUGCAGACUCAAUACCUGAGCCAUGUUAAACUCAAUGUGAUUACCAACUCAAUAUGCAGUUUCGCGUUCCCCAUUAUCUUACAACCAACUAACAUCUGCACCAGCGGCGUCGGUGGUGUAGGUGCCUGUCGCGGUGACUCCGGUGGUCCUUUAGUCGUCACUAGAAACGACAGGACCGUUUUGGUACGUUACCUCCUCAAUUUAUAAAGAUUUAACAGGUACCUUAGAAUCGUUCGAUAGAAUCAGGCGUUGUUUUGCGAAAGUUCAAAGAUAAGAUAAGAUUUAUCGACCAGAAGACAUAAUAG
This is a messenger RNA of Diatraea saccharalis (sugarcane borer), 948 nucleotides long. The record is from the annotation of a GenBank genome assembly. NCBI's taxonomy places the organism in Eukaryota, Metazoa, Arthropoda, Insecta, Lepidoptera, Crambidae.